AGACGGGGGCAGUGAAGCAUAGGAGGCCAUCGAAAGGCCUACCGCUCAGUGUUCACGUCACUUAACUGGUCCGGCGAAUAGUGUGUGAAGUCUCUCCUUGGAGACACCAUGACGGUCAUCGAGCCCGAUCCGGUUCUUGAGGAGAAUCCCAUAGCCAACAACGUGAAUGUGGAGGGCUCGGUGGAAGAAAAGGAACGCCUUCUUGAUGGAGGAUUUGUAGUCCUCGGCAGCAACGCCUGUGGUCAUUCCUUCAGGUAUAUGUCACCUUCUGUCUUCCUCGUCACGAACCACGGUUUUGAUUUUGGUAUCAUCUGGUCCCGAUGCUUAUGGAUAAAUAUAUCUUCAUCAUCCAUAAAUGGUUUGUGAUUGAUGUAAGAUUAGGUCACCUUCUUCAGGUAUAUGUCACCUUCUUCUUCUUCUUCUUCUUCUUCUUCUUCUUCUUCUUCUUCUUCUUCUUCUUCCUAACCGGUUCCUGUUUUCAUGGUGAUGCGGGGACUAUGAGAAAGAGAGCGAAAGAAGAGCAACAGUGGAAGAGUUCUACCGUGUCAAUCACAUCUACCAAACAUAUGCUAUAUGGAUUUGUCUUAUACAACUUUCUUUCUCACGGUGAUGAUUUCUGUAUAUGCCAAAAGUUCCAUUCGAAGUUGGAUACGUUUUGAACGAUCUAAAUUGUUUAGAUGUCUGCAACGUCAAACCUCCAAAGAUACGGGGUUCCAUUGUUUUUCUUUUGAUGUUGUUGUCACGCAAUUGCUGCGUCUGCGUCGGGCUAUUAUUCGAUCGUAUAUCUUUUGAUGUUCACCUUGUUUUGAAGUUAAUUUUACGUGACUGCGGUUGAUGCCUGCGGCAACGCGAAGAAGAAGAAGAAGAAGAAGGAAGAGUAUGGAAAGCUGCAGAAGGCGGAGAUGAGCAGAUGGGACUGCAUCGAGCUUCUGAAUGAGAUAGUCGACGAGAGCGAUCAGGACCUCGAUGAGCCCCAAAUCGAACACCUUCUCCAAUCCGCCGAAGCCGUUCGCCGAGACUACCCGGAUCAAGAUUGGCUUCACCUCACUGCCCUCAUCCAUGAUCUUGGAACAGUACUGAUGAACCCCACGUUCGGUGGAGAGCCUCGGUGGUGUGUUGUUGGUGGUGAUGCGUUCCCACUGGGCUGUGCAUUGGACGAAUCCAUAGUUCACCACAACUAUUUUAAGGAGAACCCACUGUUACAAACGAGAUUGGGGGUGUACACCGAGAACUGUGGGCUCGACAAGGUCACCAUGUCUUGGGGUCACGACGAGUACAUCUACCUGGUGAUGAAGGGGAAUGAGACGAAGCUGCCUCCUGCUUCCUUCUUCAUCAUGCGGUUCCACUCCUUGUAAGCGUUGCACCGAUCCGGUGCCUACACGUAUCUCAUGAACCAGCACGACAAAGAGAUGCUCAAGUGGCUCCUCGUCUUCAACAAGUCCGAUCUCUACAGCAAGAGCAAAGUGAAGAUAAAUCUGGAGGAAGUGAAACCCUACUACCUCUCUCUCAGUGACAAGUACUUUCCGGCAAAGCUGAGAUGGUGAAUUGCAGCAUCACCAUGAAUAAAGCUACUUCUGGUUUUACGACAGUAGCCUCUAAGGGUUGCAGCCGUGUUAAGGUGUUCUAGUGAUCAUCCAUGCAUGUACUGCUUGGUGGCUGCUAUCUAAUAACAUCAACUUGCUUAAGAUGGAGUAGUGAGGUGAAUGAUUCAAAUGGAUAAUAUCUUGGUGGUCCCUUUACUUGGUUGUUCUUCGUAUUUCAUCUUGCCACUCGAUCCUAACUAUGAUGUCAUUUUGUCUGAGAUUGGAUGCAGCGGGACUUGUCUCGACAUCUGUCAUUGGGUUGAUUAGGACUGUGCACCUCUAUCCAUUGUAAUAAAUUGACAUAAUGAGUCAUUAUGGCCCUCAGAA
This is a messenger RNA of Musa acuminata AAA Group (dessert banana), 1910 nucleotides long. RefSeq names its product inositol oxygenase 1-like. The coding region runs from base 903 to 1355 and encodes 150 amino acids. Gene Ontology annotation, molecular function: inositol oxygenase activity; iron ion binding. Gene Ontology annotation, biological process: inositol catabolic process. Gene Ontology annotation, cellular component: cytoplasm. The transcript has 8 exons. The record is from RefSeq and is a predicted model, not a curated record. Lineage: Eukaryota; Viridiplantae; Streptophyta; Magnoliopsida; Zingiberales; Musaceae.